GUUUCCCCCAGACUUUCCUUAACAGUAAAGUGCUAGGCAGCAAGACAAGACGAAACCCAGCUCCGGAGUAGCAACGAGCGGAUUAGCAACUGUCCAUCCCCCUGCUAAUGAUAUUAGAGGGCGAGUGCAGACAUGGGUCCAGGCUGCACGGUGCCUUUUGUUGAGCUCCUUCGGGAGAGCUUUCCCUGUCAGUCCUUCAGCACUGGAAAUGGCGUUGUGAUACCGAGCGAGGAAGACGCAGCACAGGCGGAUGCCAGCCAGUAAAAACUACACGGUCACCUAUGCCGGUCUGUGGUGUGGAAUCAUAGUAGCAACGGACACAAUGAGGUAUCAGAAAUACAUUACAGUUAUGCAGAUGGCCAUGGGAGUGACGGCCUCCAACAAAGACAAUUGCCUGCCUCCUAAGAGACGAAUGUGGGUGGACCCAGUCACUGACCCUCCCCCGCCUGCCACCUCCUCCACGAUGAACGUGAGUCAGGGUAAGCCAUCCCUCCGUCGGAUCAAGGGCCGCAUCCACAGGAGCAAGAGCCUGGACAGCAUCGAUCUGCUCGACUGCAACAGUGCAACAAUGGAGGAAACAGUGAUAUGGGAACAGCAUACAGUGACACUUCACAGGGCGCCGGGGUUCGGUUUUGGGAUCGCCAUAUCAGGAGGGCGGGAUAACCCUCAUUUUCAGAGCGGCGAGACCUCCAUUGUCAUCUCAGAUGUGUUAAAAGGAGGACCUGCCGAGGGUCUGCUGCAGGAGAAUGACAGAGUGGUCAUGGUUAAUGCUGUUUCUAUGGACAACGUGGAACAUGCUUAUGCAGUUCAGCAGCUCCGGAAGAGUGGGAAGAAUGCAAAAAUUACCAUCCGAAGGAAGCGGAAGGUUCAGAUCCCUGUCGGCCGACCAGGGGAGAGGGAGACCAUGUCAGAGCAUGAGGAAGAGGAAGAAGACAGCUAUGAUGAUGAGGUGUAUGAUGAGCGCAGUGGCCCUAGUGCCUACAGUGGGGCAGGUGCGACUGGCGGGCGGCAUGGGGAGAGAAGCAGCAACCGCCGGGACCGCAGCGCAUCCCGUGAGAGGAGCCUCUCACCCCGUUCCGACCCACGAUCCCAAGCUUCAAACCUUCCACCUCGUCCUGCAAAAGUCACAUUGGUCAAGUCCCGCAAGAAUGAAGCAGAAUAUGGCCUGCGCCUGGCCAGCCACAUCUUUGUGAAGGAUAUCUCCCCAGAGAGCCUGGCUGCCAGGGAUGGCAACAUCCAGGAGGGCGAUGUUGUGCUGAAGAUCAACGGAACAGUGACAGAGAACCUCUCCCUGAUAGAUGCCAAGAAGCUCAUCGAGAGGUCAAAGGGCAAGUUGAAGAUGGUGGUGCAGCGGGAUGAGAGGGCGACGCUACUCAACAUCCCUGACCUCGAUGACAGCAUCCCUUCAGCCAAUGCCUCUGACCGAGAUGACAUCUCAGAAAUCCAUUCACUGACAUCAGACCAUUCCAACCAUGAGAGAACCCGUGGCAGUCGCUCGCGUUCUCCUGACAGGCGUUCCGAGCCCUCAGACCUUUCAAGGCACUCGCCCCAACAAGUCAGCAAUGGCAGCCACAGAAGUCGAGAAGAUGAGAGGAUUUCAAAACCAGGAGCCAUAUCAACUCCUGUAAAGUUAGCUGAGGAGGUGCGAGUAUCCAAACCAACUGAGGAUCCUGGGACCUUACUAGAGGAGAAAUUGAUUCCCGCAUUGCCAGAGCCCAAGCCUGUUUAUGCCCAGCCUGGCCAGCCUGAUGUAGACCUGCCUGUCAGCCCUUCUGAUGCCCCAGUGCCCAGUGCUGCCCAUGAUGACAGCAUCCUCAGACCAAGCAUGAAGCUGGUGAAGUUCAGGAAGGGCGAGAGCGUGGGGUUGCGACUAGCCGGGGGCAAUGAUGUGGGCAUCUUUGUGGCUGGGGUGCUGGAAGAUAGUCCUGCUGCCAAGGAGGGCCUUGAAGAAGGGGACCAGAUUCUCAGGGUAAACAAUGUGGACUUUGCAAAUAUCAUUCGAGAAGAAGCAGUGCUCUUCCUUCUUGAUCUUCCAAAAGGCGAUGAGGUUACGAUCCUAGCCCAGAAGAAGAAGGAUGUGUACCGCAGAAUUGUGGAGUCAGACGUGGGUGACUCGUUCUACAUCCGCACACACUUUGAGUAUGAGAAGGAGUCUCCCUACGGGCUGAGCUUCAACAAGGGCGAGGUGUUCCGCGUGGUAGAUACACUAUACAAUGGCAAGCUGGGAUCCUGGCUGGCCAUCCGAAUUGGAAAGAAUCACCAGGAAGUUGAGAGAGGAAUCAUCCCCAACAAAAACAGGGCUGAGCAGCUGUCCAGCGUGCAGUAUACUCUUCCGAAAACCCCGGGCGGUGACCGUGCUGACUUCUGGAGAUUCCGUGGCCUGCGGAGCUCCAAGAGGAACCUCCGCAAGAGCAGAGAAGACCUCUCAGCCCAGCCAGUUCAGACCAAGUUUCCCGCCUAUGAGAGGGUGGUGCUAAGGGAAGCUGGCUUCCUGAGGCCUGUGGUGAUCUUUGGGCCCAUCGCAGAUGUUGCACGUGAGAAGCUGGCCAGAGAGGAGCCAGAUGUGUUUGAGCUAGCAAAGAGUGAGCCCAGAGAUGCAGGAACAGACCAGCGCAGCUCUGGAAUCAUCCGCCUUCACACCAUCAAGCAGAUCAUCGACCGGGAUAAGCAUGCAGUGCUGGACAUCACACCUAAUGCUGUGGACCGGCUCAACUAUGCACAGUGGUACCCCAUCGUGGUAUUCCUGAAUCCUGACAGUAAGCAGGGGGUGAAAAACAUGAGGACUCGCCUGUGCCCCGAGUCUAGGAAGAGUGCCAGGAAGCUAUAUGAGCGUGCCCUCAAGCUGAGGAAGAACAACCAUCACCUUUUCACCGCCACCAUCAACAUGAACAACAUGAAUGACGGCUGGUAUGGGGCACUCAAGGAAACCAUCCAGCAGCAGCAGAACCAACUAGUCUGGGUCUCAGAGGGCAAGGCGGAUGGAGCCCCUGAUGAUGAUCUGGACCUCCACGAUGACCGGCUGUCCUACUUGUCAGCACCUGGCAGCGAGUAUUCCAUGUACAGCACGGACAGCCGGCACACGUCUGACUAUGAGGACACGGACACAGAGGGGGGAGCCUACACGGACCAGGAGCUGGAUGAGACGCUGAACGAUGAGGCAUGUCUGCCUACGGAGCCUGCUAUCACCCGAUCCUCGGAACCAGUGCGCGAGGACCCAGCGGUCAUCCAAGAGCCACCUGGUUAUGCUGGGUACCAGCACACUGUGCAGCCUGAGCCCCUCAGCCGGAUAGACCCCGCCGGGUUCAAGGCUCCAGCUCCCCAGCAGAAAGCAGAGGCUGUUCCCGCCAUGCCUUGCCUCCCCCAGCAGCCUGAGUCCAUGGCUAUGACAGCGCCCCCUGCUGUCGACCCCUCAGUACAUGUAGCUGGUUUGAACGCUGAGGAGCCUCCUGCAGCUCCCCAGAGCAACCACAGCCCCCAGGCUGGCUCGCUUAGGAGGUCCGCCCCUGAGCUAGCUCAGCCCCCGACACACGACCCCCUCCAGUCCGGACUGCCUAAUUCAGAACCAAAGAUGUAUCGGAAAGAUCUGUACACCCUGGAGGACCCUGUGAGACCAAACCAUGGGCUGAAGCAGCAGCCACCAGCAAUGGGGCCAGCAGUGGGCCCGCCAGGUCCUUACGAGCCACAGCCACUUUACCAGGAUGAACAGCCAUACAGAGAUUACGAACAGCCACCCUUCCGCUAUGACGGCAGCAGCUACCUGGAACCAAAGUCUCACAGCUUCGACUCGCACCUGCACUAUGAGAACCGUGUGCCUCACUUUGAUGGCCAGUGGCCCCCGUAUGAGCAGCCAGCUGCUCUUCAGCCAGGCUACCAGCCAGCCCGUCGGCCCUUCGAGAACCAGCACACCCCCGGCUAUGGGCCAGAACAAGAAUACAGCCCCAUGCAGCAGCGCUAUGAGGAGGCCCCGAUGAAUUAUGAUGGCCGGCCGCGUUAUGACCCACCCCCAAAGAGCCAGUCUGGACCGGUGCGCUAUGAUGAGCCGCCACCACCGGCACGGCCCCAAGUGGGUUACGACACACGCUCCCGCUACGACCCUGAGCCCAAUGUCUUUCCUCCCCCAGCACCUCCACGCUCACCAGAGCCCCCCAGGCAGUACUACCCUUACAACCAGGGCGCACAGAGCCGUGGCUAUAAACCAGGCCAAUACGAGCCCCCUACGAACUCAGACCCUCUGCCGCCUCCACCAAAAAUGGACAUGCUUAGCAACCCUAGUGAGCCCGUCAUCACAACAGCCCCAAAGCCCCUGCCGCCACCCCCCCGGGAUGAGCCGGAAGAGGACCCUGCCAUGAAACCCCAGUCAGUGCUGACCAGAGUCAAGAUGUUUGAAAACAAGCGCUCAGCAUCUGUGGACAGGGCGAAGGAUGCUGGAGACUCUACUGGCCUAAGACCAGUGGAUGUGCCCCCCAAACCUGUGAUAGCCCCUGGUCCCGUCCCCAAAGCCAGCUCGCUCAGCCACCUGGACCAGGAGAAGUCAUCAUACAGAGCCCCUGAGCCUCAGAAGCCGCAGGCCAGACCUGCAGAUGACAUUGUGCGCGCCAACAAUUAUGACCCUGAUGAAGAUGAGGAAUACUACAGGAAACAGCUGUCCUACUUUGACCGGCGCAGUUUUGACAGCAAGCCCCCAGCCCAGAUAGCCCCUGCCCCCAACCGCUUCCUAGAGCUCAAUAAGCCUCCACAGCUACAGACCCAGCCAACGUACAGCUACUCCAGAGCGGAGUCAGCAGAGAAGGUGAGUCCUGCAGAGAAGAGAUUUGAGCCUAUGCAGCAAAUCACUCCUGCUGCCCCCCCUGCUACGCUCCCCAAACCCCCCACCACUGACGGGAAUUCCCUGCCUGAUCCCCAUGGAUCUCCAAAGGCAAAGCCUGACCUGUCAGGCCUCAGGCCAGUCAACCGUGAGGACACUGUUCAAAGCACCUACCUGCCCCAGAAGAGCUUUCCAGAGAAGUCCCCAGUUAAUGGCACGGAGCUGCCUGCCAAGCCUAUCUCCAGCUACAACCGCUAUGUGCCCAAACCUUUCACAACCUCAGCCAGGCCCUUUGAACGCAAGUUUGAAAGCCCCAAGUUCAACCACAACCUUCUGCCCAAUGACGUACCACCCAAGGUUGAGCCACCCCCCAAGGCCAACAGUACUGCCAAGCCCCAGACCUCCCCCCAGCUGGCUGAGCAGGACAGCGGAGUGGAUACCUUCACACGGACCAUGGACAGCAGGCCGAAGUACCAGCAAAACAACAUCAACGCUGUCCCCAAGGCCAUCCCAGUCAGCCCCAGUGCACUAGAGGAUGAUGAAGAGGAUGAAGGGCACACAGUGGUGGCCACAGCACGCGGUGUGUUCAACAGCAAUGGUGGCGUGUUGAGCUCCAUUGAGACGGGCGUGAGCAUCAUCAUCCCACAGGGGGCUAUUCCUGAGGGUGUGGAGCAGGAGAUCUACUUCAAGGUAUGCAGGGACAACAGCAUCCUGCCACCGCUGGACAAGGAGAAAGGCGAGACCCUGCUGAGCCCCUUGGUGAUGUGUGGCCCCCAUGGUCUCAAGUUCCAGAAGCCGGUGGAGCUGCGCCUGCCUCACUGUGCGUCCAUGACCCCCGACGGUUGGUCUUUCGCUCUAAAAUCCUCUGACUCCUCGUCGGGUGACCCCAAGAGUUGGCAAAACAAAUCCCUCCCAGGAGACCCAAACUACCUGGUGGGUGCAAACUGUGUAUCUGUGCUCAUCGACCACUUCUGAAGCAGGACUCAGCUGGCCGCCUGGUGAAUGGACUGUGGGGACUGGCUCAGCUGCACCCUCACACUCGAGGUGGGGGUAUGCCACUCGACAAAGUAUUAACCCUCUGUCAUUCAGCAUCGUUUACUGCACCACAAACAUCACGAGGAGGAGGGAAGCUUCUGUCCUGCUGAGAGCUCCUCCUUCUGCAUUUUUCUGUCUUUUCCUUUAGUUUUUUAGGUGCUUAAAGGCUGACAAAGAGAAGAAGCUCCAGAACCACUGAAAUGCACACCUAGUGCAGCUGAUGGAUGCAUUUCCCAGUCUGUACCUAAUUCCAGUAGAGGGGAAAAUAAGACUUUUCCACAAGUUAGAAGGAUCUUUAAAAAGAGAAGUGGGUGUGUGUGGAUGUCUGCAUGAAGGUGUGAGUGUAGGUUUGUGUGAUUACACACACAUGCUUUGAAGCUGUAAAAAUAAUGAAGUGGAUAACUGUAAGCAGUAGAAUUUCUCUAAUGGCAGUUUGAAUGGCAGGUGAAGGUUGCAGUAUCGUUUUUCAUUCUGUGAGUUUGUGAAGGUUUCUAAAUGCUGUGCCUGAGGUGAGGUGGGUGGUGACCCAGAUGGUGAGCAUCUUGUAGAUUCUUAAAGGUAUGGAGAUGAAGUUGACUGGAUUUCCAGAACCAGCCUGGACCUCUAACCUGCUCUGUUUCUUUCAUAUGCUUAAAAUGUUUUUUAAACAACAUUUUACGUUAGACAAGCCUAUGGGCUUAUAUUUUAAUUUGGUUUUAGCAUCAGGCUUCUCCCACUGUCUCAAACUAUGCAUGUGCUAAGACUCAGGUACCAAACCUGCUCAGUCCCACACAUCCAGUCCCCAUCUUACACCAACAAGCAGUGAUGCCUUAUCUGUGUGUUCACUUUGUUCAGUUCUUUCACACAUUUCUGUUUCUUUUUUAGGUUGUGGUAAAGAAUGAAAUAUAAAGGUCUCUUGCCAUUUUGUCAACUCACUGUGUAAAUGAAAUUGGGUUUAGCACACAUCAACAAUCAAGGCUAAAGGAAAAGUAUGCUUUCUUUAUCUCCUAUGCACAUGAAGUCAAAGGAAAAGACAACUAUAAAAAUAGAGGAGUGUGUUGAAGUUAUGGCUGUAUAUAGUGCUAGAAUAUGGCCUUGGUUCUGGUUUGUAAAUGAACUUUUUGUAUUUCCUUUCUUAUUUUGUAUAAAACUAAAGAGUUUCUAAAAGAAAAAAAAAUGGUUCUCUUUGUAUUCUGAUAAUACCCUUGAGCCUUGGAACUUGCAACGUAGCAGUAAGAAGUCCAACUUUUCUACCAAUAUAUACGCACUGCAUAUAUAAACAUUUUUAUUGGUCACAAAACCUUUUUAUGCUUCUUUACAAGACAAAAAAGUACUUGGUUGAAAUAAUUUUGAAUUCUGUACUUUAAAGGGGUCUACUUUGAAAAGUGUUCCCUUCAUUUAUUUGUGAUACUGGAUGCUGUAUAGUGUGCCCCAAAAUGUAUUUUUGUACUAAUAGACAAUUUAUUAUGGCACACUACUACUAUUUUCUUUAGAUAUAACACUGCUUCAGUCUGAGAUUAGCUUUUCUUCACGUGUGGCUGACAUAUUUUUGUUUUUUUUUCCUUUGCAACACAUUUCUAAGUAUA
This is a messenger RNA of Scleropages formosus (Asian bonytongue), 7404 nucleotides long. It is a transcript of the gene tjp1a, whose product is annotated as tight junction protein 1a. Gene Ontology annotation, cellular component: plasma membrane; bicellular tight junction. Gene Ontology annotation, molecular function: cell adhesion molecule binding. Bases 251 to 5779 code for a protein of 1842 amino acids. NCBI's taxonomy places the organism in Eukaryota, Metazoa, Chordata, Actinopteri, Osteoglossiformes, Osteoglossidae. Gene Ontology annotation, biological process: cell-cell adhesion; positive regulation of blood-brain barrier permeability; cell-cell junction organization. The transcript has 29 exons. The record is from RefSeq and is a predicted model, not a curated record.